UCGACCAUUGCCGAGACAUUUUGCUAUUUUCAUAAACUACUGGGUGGCGUCACCGGGAUGGAAAGCCGGUUCGCAACCUUCGAUGAUGUUUUGGAUGCGUAUGUUGGGCACUUCGGGCGCGGACAGCUGUUAACACUCCUAAUUGCGUCCAUAUCGCAUAUAGCCAUGGCAACCGUCCUAAUGCUUAUGGUGUUUACCGCCCAGGACCCCUUCAUCGCGGGUGACUGGCUUUGCGUAACACCCAGCAGCAGCACAGGGACGUCCCCUCCCGCCUUCCCUGCUGCCACCACCCUCACCGCAACCAUUUUCACGACGUUCACCACCUACAACAGCACCACAGCCUCCUCCUCCUCUCCACCCCUUAGCUCCGUCCCAGCCCUCCAACUAGCAUCAUCACUACCAUCUUCCGCGGCUGCUGCUGCCACUUGUUCGUCCAUCCUCGCCGCCAUCAAACCCACCACCUCUACCAUAAACCCCUCCUCCGCUUCCUCUUCCUUAUCCUCCUCUUCCCUCUCCUCCUCCACCCCUGCCUCCCUCCGCGCCGCCUUCUGCGCCCUGCCCCCGGGCACCAUUCGCUGGACUCGCUCCGAAACCUCCCUGCUGUCGUACUACAAUCUCACAUGCGGCCGUGAGUGGCUAGUCACACUGCUCAACAGCCUCUACUUUGUGGGCCUUGCGGCAGGGGGGCUGGGUUUCGGAGCGCUGUCGGACCGCUACGGCCGCAAGGCAUGCAUGUACGGAUGCACGGCGCUGGGGUUGGUUGCGACGGUUGGUGAGGCGCUGGCGCCGGCCUUUUGGUUGCAUGCGCUGUGCCGAGUGGUGGG
Molecule: messenger RNA, 824 nt
Organism: Astrephomene gubernaculifera
Lineage: Eukaryota; Viridiplantae; Chlorophyta; Chlorophyceae; Chlamydomonadales; Astrephomenaceae
Source: the annotation of a GenBank genome assembly